Cylas formicarius (sweet potato weevil) is the source of this 3264-nucleotide messenger RNA. Its product is annotated as aminopeptidase N-like. The coding region runs from base 403 to 3210 and encodes 935 amino acids. NCBI's taxonomy places the organism in Eukaryota, Metazoa, Arthropoda, Insecta, Coleoptera, Brentidae. The transcript has 15 exons. The record is from RefSeq and is a predicted model, not a curated record. Gene Ontology annotation, cellular component: cytoplasm. Gene Ontology annotation, biological process: proteolysis; peptide catabolic process. Gene Ontology annotation, molecular function: metalloaminopeptidase activity; zinc ion binding; peptide binding.
AAUAUCGAUUGAAUAACUUGAAUUACUGCGACAGUUUUUCUUAUCGGUUAGCAUGUAUAUUUUUAAACAAAUUUUCCUUUUAUGCUACCUACUGCAACAUUACAGUUUUCGUUCAUUUUUAACAGCGUUUUUUUUAUUGGAGCUUUAAUUAUAUUAAUAUGCAUUGAAAUAUUGAAGUAUACUUACCAUUUUUAAUUAGGUUUGGUGUAUUUGAAUGGUACAAUGGAUUUUCAAUACUAGAAACAAAUUGCAGAUAGAUCCUGCUGAGAGAGAUGACGCAGUGGUAAUACAAUUAGCCAUUACAAGUGCCUUGUCUGGAUAAAUAGACAUUUGAUAACUUUUCUGUGAAAUUUUAAGUGGUGAUAAUUUGUGCUAUUUAAAACAUAUAAGGCCGCGAUUACAAUGGGAGUCUUUUCGCGAGGUUUGUUGGAUCACUCAAACGUUAAGAAUAUCAUGGCGCUUCCAAAAUUGCUAGUAACAGCAAUUUUACUUGCCUUGGCAACAGCGGAGCCAGAAUAUAGAUUGCCUACGUACGCCACACCCUCCAGUUAUGUCAUCGAUAUUGAGAUCGAUCCAGAGCAGGUUCAGUUUAAUGGAACCGUCACCAUCAACCUAGAUGUGGAUGGGGCAAAUACAGAUGCGGAUAUUCAAACUUUGCAACUUCACGCCGAUCAUGACCUAAUAAUGAUAACAAAAGUAACGCUAAAUGACAAAGACCAAUGUACGGCUUCGGUUAUUGACAACGUCACCGAUAUUGUUACGUUGAACUGCAACAAAAAUCUUGAUGGUAGUCAAGUUAUUAAGAUUGAUUAUGUGGGAAAUUUAUCAAUCGACGAUAUGUAUGGCCUUUAUAGAAGUACGUACACUGAGGAUGGCAAAAAUAAAACCUUAGUGGCAACUCAGUUUGAGCAAACUUAUGCGAGACGAGCUUGGCCGAAUUUUGACGAGCCAAGAUUCAAAGCCGAUUGGACACUGACUGUUACUGCGCCAAAGAAAUACACGGUCGUCUCGAAUACGAAAAUUCAAGAUACAAAUAUCGUUGGAGAUGCAAUGGUGACCAAAUUUUCUAAGACGCCCGUCAUGUCCUCAUAUCUCGUAGCAUUAGUAGUGUCCGAAUUCACGUCAAUUAAAUCCACAGUCAAAGAGGACUAUGACUUUAGUGUUAUCGCGAGGGUUAGUGCGGAAAAUUACACAAAAACCGCUGUCAAAUAUGGACCGCUGCUGAUCGACUUAAUGGGCAACUGGACAAACAUUUCAUACACUGAGUUAGGAAACUCCAAACAGGACCUGGCCGCCAUUCCUGACUUUUCAGCCGGCGCCAUGGAGAACUGGGGAUUAAUUACCUACAGGGAAAUCGAUUUACUUGAUGAAGAUGACAAAACUACCAACUCCGCCAAGCAAACUGUGAUAACGGUGAUAGCUCACGAACUGGCCCAUCAAUGGUUCGGAGAUUACGUGACAACUCAAUGGUGGUCAGAGACGUGGCUUAACGAAGGUUUUGCUUCAUAUUUCGAAUUUUUCAAUGCCAAUAACCUUCCAAACGAAUCUUUGGGAUUGGAUUAUCAAUUUGUUGUGAAAGUUCAUCAAUCUAUUUUGCAAGUGGACGAUGUGCCUUCAGCAGCGCCACUGUCCAGUAAGGAUGCCGAUGUGAAUUCGCCUGCUGAAGCGGACAAAAAAUUUGACGAUAUAACUUAUGACAAAGGUGGAAGCGUUAUUCGAAUGAUAAAAUACGCCAUAGGGGAAGAAGUAUUCCAAGAAGGGUUGCGCAAUUAUCUAAAAUCCAACCGAUAUCAAGUAGUGAGUGCUCACGAACUGCUUAGUUCUUUGGACCCAAAUUCUACAGAUCUGGCUGAGAAAUUGAGCUCGUGGAUCUACGAACCAGGAUAUCCGAUUUUGAAAGCCUCUCUUAACAUGAAUGGGUCGGUUGUUUUAGAGAAUAAUAAACGCUUCCUUAAAAAUGCGGAAAAAGAUACCAAUCAAGAAAGCAUAUGGUACGUUCCAGUAUCUUAUACCAAAUCGGGUAAACCAGAUUUUAUGAACCUGGACAUCCAAUGGCUCGCACCUAAGGAAACUUCCGUUAUCGAUCUCGACGAUGGCGAAUGGAUAUUAUUUAACAUACAAUCCAGUGGAUUCUACAGAGUCAAUUACGAUCAAGAAUUGUGGUCUAGAAUAAUCUCGGUUCUAAUGGAAAGUCCUGACCAGAUUCACGUCUUAAACAGAGCCCAAGUUUUAGACGACAUUUUCAACAUUGCUAAAAUUGGCGAUAUUGAUUAUAAUACAACGUUUAAACUUUCCCGAUACAUUUCCAAGGAAACUGAGUACUACCCCCUAUAUACGUAUUUAACGGAAAUUAGUUAUUUGUUGGGAAAACUACAAAGUGACGAUACAAAAAAUCAACUUGUGGCGGAGGUUUUGAUGCUUUUGGAUGACGUCAUAAAUGAGGCCCUGACUAGUUCUUCGGAAAAUUUAAGUCAUGUGGAAGUUCUGAAGAAAGUUUUAAUUUUAACUUGGGCUUCCAAGCUUGGACACUCGGACGCGCUUUCACUUGCCACACAACAAUUUGAAAGUUAUAAAAACGACACUAAUAGCAUCGUCGACAAUAAUUUAAGAAACAUCAUCUUCUGCUACGGAUUGAAAAACAGCGCAAACGCCAAUGACGAUUUUGACUUUUUGUACAACGUUUAUUUGGAAUCGAACUCUCCGAAUGAGAAAAUUGACAUUUUGAAUUCUCUAGCGUGCGUAAAGGAUAAAGACGUAUUGAAAAAUUACUUGGCGAAAACCAUCGACGAUAAUGCUGGAAUACGAAAACAAGACGCACAAAGAGUAUUCAGAGCUGUGUACAAUGCGGGUCCAGAGGGAAUUGACGUAGCCCUGGACUUUUUGAGCGCGAACGUUGACACAAUUGUCGAAAAGUAUAAAGGAAUGUUAGCAAUCGAUUCUAUUUUAACUGGUUUGGGAUCCGUGAUUGUUAAGGAUGACAAUAUUAGCAAACUCCAAGCUAUUAUAACCGACAAUUCUAUGGUAGAGAGUAUACAGGUUUCCGGCAAACAAGCAUUGGAUAUAGCAAGUGCUAACAAAAAGUGGAGUGAAGAGCAUGAGGGAGAUGUCGCAGCAGCAUUAUUCGAUGAUUCUCCCUCUAGUGGUAAUCUGAUAUCAUCAGUUAGCCUCGUCUCUAUCGCGAGUGUAUUUAUAGUAGCCUUUUUAUUUUAAAUUUGUAGAAAUACUUUUGUACGAGCGAAAAUGUAAAAUAUAUAUUUAUAAAAA